AAUAAAGCAAACUGAACUACUGAACUGAUGUAGCAAAUGUUCGUUUUCAAAAAACAUCUGUGUCUGUGUUCGAUUUAAUAUUUAAUAGAAUUAUUAUUAUUACUAGUUAUUUUUACUACGAAUUACGAUUAUUUAAGUAUUACAUUUUGAUUUCAAAUCGUGAAUAAUUAUUUUAAUCAGUUUAUUCUUGCAUUUCUAUUUUCUAUGCUGUCCAUUGAUUUCACAUGGCUGUCUAGUUUAUCAUAUAAUUAUCGAAUUUAUGACUAACCUUGUUCGUUGUGGGCCUAGUACCAGUUUCUCAGGUGUCCUUGUUUUGGCAAAUCUUUGUUUUCGACUGUCUAAAUGAGCGAAGAUAGUUUGCAACCCAACUGUAUUCUACAGCAACCGUCACCUACUACAUCUAUUUACCAGCCAAUCGUACCUGACAUUGAAUUCGAACAGCCUUUAAGCGACAAUCUGGACCCCAAAGAUAGAGAGAAUCAACCUCUACUGGGACGCAUGGAUCAUACUCCGGGUUAUAAUCAUUUUCCAGAUGAUCCAGCAUUCAGUUAUGUUAUUAAACAAUCAGAGUUAGCUAUAGAUAAUAGUGUCUUUCCUGAGCGCAUUUAUCAAGGGUCCAGUGGCAGCUAUUUUGUCAAAGAUACAAAUAGUAAAAUUAUUGGUGUUUUCAAACCAAAAGAUGAAGAACCUUAUGGUUUGUUGAAUCCAAAAUGGAUUAAAUGGUUACAUAAAAACUGUUGUCCUUGUUGCUUUGGUCGUUCUUGUUUAAUACCUAAUCAAGGAUACCUAUCAGAAGCUGGUGCAAGUCUUGUAUCGACAAAACUUGGAUUAAAUAUUGUACCUAAAACUAAGGUUGCAAAAUUGGUUAGUGAGACAUUCAACUAUGGACGUAUAGACAGAGAGAAGACUAGAAUGAAACAUGCUAUCAACGAUCAUUUUCCUAAAUUGGGACGGCGAUUUAACAGACUUGGUCUUAGGCCCAAAAUAGGAUCCUUCCAAUUAUUCAUGGAAGGUUAUAAAGAUGCUGAAUAUUGGCUUAGACGACUUGAAUUAGCUCCAUUACCAUUAAAUCUUCAAUCCCGUUUUCAAAUUCAAUUUGAAAGGCUAGUUGUGUUAGAUUACAUUAUUCGAAAUACUGAUCGAGGUAAUGAUAAUUGGUUGAUUAGGUAUGAUCAACCGAGCUUAAGCUCAAGCCCAAAUGCUAGUCUUACAAAUUCUACUGUUAGUGAAAGCUCAAAUGAAUGGAAUAGUGUUCAAGAACCAGACAUAAAGAUAGCAGCUAUUGAUAAUGGUUUAGCAUUUCCAUUUAAACAUCCUGACUCAUGGCGUGCAUAUCCCUAUCAUUGGGCAUGGCUUCCACAAGCAAAAAUUCCAUUCAGUAAGGAUACGAGAGAACUAGUAUUACCUUAUCUAUCAGAUAUGAAUUUUGUUCAAGAUUUGUGUGAUGAUCUUUACAAUUUGUUUAAGAUGGACAAAGGAUUUGAUAGACAUAUGUUUGAAAAGCAAAUGAGUGUUAUGCGUGGACAGAUAUUAAAUUUAACUCAAGCUCUAAAAGAUGGCAAAAGUCCUGUACAACUUGUUCAAAUGCCAGCUGUCAUUGUUGAAAGGUCUAAAGGUCAUGUGGGAACUACUUCCAAGUUUCGUUCAUUCAGCGAUACAUUUACUCAAAGAUUUCAAAACAAAAGUCCUUUCUUUUCAUGGUGUUAAAUGCUCUUUAUUUAGAAUACAUAAAUGUUAAUACUGUUUUAAACAUUGAAAAUAAUGUCAACAUUGUGUGUAAUAAAUAAUUAUAGAAGGCUGUGGAUGUAUUUAAAAUAAUACUUGAUAUUUUUUCGGCAAACAGGGAUAAACAGCCUAUAGUUAUUUUAAUUGUAAUUUUUUUUUAAUAAAUUAAAAGUCAAGGUUGCAUUUGGAACUGAGAUAAUGUUUAUUAACGUCAGUUAUAUAUAAUUCUGUAAGUCUUUGAGACAAAAAUUGCAAUCAUUUUGCAAUUGAUAACUGAUAUUUUUCAUUUAAUUCAGUU
Messenger RNA from Melanaphis sacchari, 2023 nucleotides. RefSeq names its product phosphatidylinositol 4-kinase type 2-beta (gene Pi4KIIalpha). The coding region runs from base 343 to 1707 and encodes 454 amino acids. The transcript is spliced from 8 exons. Gene Ontology annotation, molecular function: 1-phosphatidylinositol 4-kinase activity. The record is from RefSeq and is a predicted model, not a curated record. Gene Ontology annotation, cellular component: lysosomal membrane; trans-Golgi network; plasma membrane. Gene Ontology annotation, biological process: phosphatidylinositol phosphate biosynthetic process; endosome organization; Golgi organization. Lineage: Eukaryota; Metazoa; Arthropoda; Insecta; Hemiptera; Aphididae.